This is a messenger RNA of Paramecium sonneborni, 1958 nucleotides long. NCBI's taxonomy places the organism in Eukaryota, Ciliophora, Oligohymenophorea, Peniculida, Parameciidae. The record is from the annotation of a GenBank genome assembly.
AUGUUCUAAUUUAUCAAAGACUCAUUUGAAUAAGUGGCCUCUAAAGUCAAACAAAGUGGAGUUUCAUCUAAUUCAGUCAAAGUCAACUUAAGCUAAUUUGAGGAUCAUUAAUCCUCCUUUUAAACAGCUAUUUAUUAGAAGUAUUUGAGAUAAAAGCUAAUCAAUAAAUUGAAUUAAGUAAGAACUUAAACAAUAUAAAUAUUAGUUUGUAGGUAAAAAAGUACUUGUGAUUGAUUCAUUUAUUGCAGAUAUGCUUAAUCUAGUUGUAGAAUCUAUGUAGAUUUUGAAAGAAAAUGGAGUUGAUUAAAUCUAUUAUAUUGAUUCUGAUUAAUUAGAUGUGGAAUCUAAUCAAAUUAUAUUUUUUGUGAAUCCAGAUAGAUAAUAUAUGAAAAGAAUUGUUAGAAUCAUCAGAAAUAAUUAACUUGCUAAUUUUAAUAAAAAAUACUUAUUAAUCUUCUGUCCUCGUUUAAAUAUUGUAUGCAAAGAUUAUUUAGAAAAAGAAGCUGUUUUAGGUGAUUUAAUUUUAACCAAUUUUAAUUUUGAUUUAAUACCUUUAGCUAAUGAUUUACUCUCAUUAGAAAUGAAUAAUUGUUUAAAACCAUUAUAUAUUGGAUAAGAUAUGCAAAUUUUGUAAACUAUUGCUGAAUCUAUAUAAAGAAUAGAAUUAGUGCAUGGAAAAUUUAAAAAUAUUUAUGCAAAAGGUAAUUAUGCUAAAUAUGUAAUUGACAUUCUAAAAUAAAAAAAAUUAUAAGGAGAGAUAAUAGAAGAUGAAAUUAGCUUUAAAGAAUCUAAAAUGCAUACACUUUUGAUUGUAGAUAGAAAGGUUGAUUUUAUUACUCCAAUGUUGACUCCAUUCACUUAUGAAGCUUUAAUUGAUGAAGUAUUUACCAUCAAACAUAAUUCCAUCAAUCUAGAUAUUAUCAAAAAUGAAUAAGCUUUAAAAGAUAGACCAAAAUCAAUGAAACUUAAUGAUUCUUAUUAUAAUAGAAUCAAAAUUAUGAAUAUUAAAUAAUGUUAGCGAAUUCUUGAAGAAAAAAGAUAAAAUAAUAAAUCUAUGAUUUAAUCCAUGAAAUAAUAAGAAAGUAAAAUGAAUAUGAGUGAUAUGAAUUAAUAUCUCACCAAAUUACGUUAGAUUCCAAAAGAACAAAACAUUAUUCUUGACCGUAAUAAUUUACACUAUUACAGAUCUUAUUGUUAGUUAACAUUUAAGUAAAUAGUUAGAAUCCAUUUUAUUUAAUAUGUGCGUUAAUUAAGAAGUGCAUGCAAUACUUUAAACUAAGUCAUAAUAAGUUGAAUAAAUGAUAGAAAAUCUUAUAUCUAUUGGUGCACCCAUCACUAAAGUUAUUAGAUUAUUUAGUCUAUACAAUUAAAUUCAAAAUGGCAUGAAGACUAAACUCUAUGAUUUUUAUCGUAGAGAAAUUUUACAUAUGUAUGGUACUGAGCAUAUCAUUACACUUGAAAACUGUGAAAAAAUUGGUUUAAUUGGAAAAAAAAUCAAUGAUACACAUAUUUGGGAAAAAAUUGAAAAGCCAUUACGUCUUAUUAAUGAAGAUGUAGAUCAUGAUUCUCCUGAAGACUUUUCUUAUGUUUUUCUUGCAUAUGCACCAAUUAUGUAUAUUAUAAAUGAUAAUGAGAGUUCGAAUUUUUGAAGAAUUAAUAAUAAAAAAUACAUGGGGACCAUUAGUUUUACAAGCUUUAAAAGAAUUACCUGGAGAACUUCUUAUGCAAUAAAAUUUAAAUUAACUUAAAGGUGAAGAAGUUAAGGAAGAUUCAAAUUAAAUUUAUGUUAUUUAUUUUAUUGGAGGUAUCACAUACGGAGAAAUUGCAGCAAUUCGUUGGCUAGGAUUGCGUUACAGUAUAAUCCAUUUAUUAUUUUCUUAGAAAAAGAUAUUCAAAUUUGCACAACCCAUAUUAUCAGUGGAGAUAAAUUGGUUUAAGAGAUGAUUUAAAAUUAAUGA